AUCGAAUUCAUUGACGCCUUGUACAGGUAGGGUGGUCUGUCACAUCCAUCGAGGCAUGAAUGCGACCAUCCACUGUCAGCCACAGGACCGACCCUCGCCGGCCGGCAAAGGAGGUCGCGGCCACACCAGCUACUUACAAACACGCCAUGAUACAUACACACACCCACACCCACACCCACACACCCAGAUGCAUCCCUUCCUACCUCUACAGACUCAGGCGUGCAUAGGUGCACGUCAGGUAUAUAUACAAAGUACACACCGGUCUUGGCUACCUCGCCGCCACCCGCAUGGCCCUUGCAAUGGCCUCGACCAAUGCGUCCGCCCCCUGCAGCCGCAUGCCUCGCCUGUUUCUCAUAUUGCCGGCACCACUCCCGCUGCCGCUGCCGGUGCUGGUGCUGCUGGUGCUGUUUUGCGUCCGUCGUUUGUUGCUCUUGGUGGGUGUCUUGGUGGCCGUGGGGCGGUAAGGGUGCACGAGACGCAGACCGGCCAGCUCGGGUACGGGCUCGGUCAAGGAGGCGGAGGACAAAUUCUGGACAGACAAAGGGAAAACAGGCACACGUGAAUGUUCAUGUGUGGAAGGGAGUCCCUGUCUGGGUCACCUUUCGUCUGAUGGCCAGCAUGAUGUCGAGGCCAUACUUGCGGGUGCCCACAUCCACACAGCCCUCGGCCAGCUCCUCCUGGCUGUCUUGUGAUUCCCUCACCCCCUCUCCCUCCUUGUCUGCCUCCCCCUUGUCGUCGCCGGCUGUGUUGCUCUCUUCAGUCUUCGAAGAUGCGAUCAUCUGCGCCAUGGACGGCCACGAGGGGGCGUACUGAGAUGCGCCGAAAUGCGAGUAGCUCCCACUACACGCAAUCCAUCCGUCCACCCGUCCAUCCCAUGUGCCAUGCGAAUGGAUUGGUGUGCAGAUCCGGACCCACCUGCUGUCGAUGGUAGGCAUGUCUGUAGUUGACACGUUGGAUUGGGAGUCGGCGCCGGUCUGCUGCUGCUGCUGCUGCUGCUGGAUGUCAACCAGCCGCUCGAAGAUCAGCAUGCUCUGCUGAUAGAACUCAUCCGUGUCAGGUGAAGUGGCCAGCGGGAUCGGCCUGAAUGCCAUGCGACCGACAAGGCAGACCAUCACACCCACCCAAACCGUCCAUCUCUUCUAUCCGCCCCCUUACCUGUUCUCAUCGAUCCAGGCCUUCUCGACGAACAUGACACUCUCCACCCAAAGGUCAGCCCGGCUCAUGCCCGCCACUCUGCCGCUCUUGAUCAGCUCGGCCAGGGAGGACGGUGGGCGCAUGAUGGGCUGCUGUUGGGGCUGAGAGGGCUGGGAGGAGGACGGCUGUUUGUGGUAGAAGGCCUCCUCGCCAAAAUACACCUCCAGAUGCCUCCCUGCGGACACGCGGAUGGAUGGAUGGACGGAUGGAUGGGCGUGUGCACAGAUGUGGUAUGUUAUGUUGUUCCGGUGGAUGUGUGUGAGGGGCAGAGCAGAGCAGCGCACCUUUGACGAGGUUGCCCUGUGUGUAGUUCAUCGCCUUGCACGCCUCCUGGCGGGACGCAUACCGCAGGAACCCUGCACACAACACAACACAACACAACCGACACACCGAUAGACAGACACUUAUGGCCGUGUGUCUGCGUUGUGUGUCGGUACACACCGAAUCCCUCCAUCUUGCCGUUGUCGUCACGAGCAACCCAACAUCUGAUGCACACAGACAGACAGACAGACACGGCAAGGCCAUGCAUUAAUGUACCUGCCCUGCAACAACCAGCCAGCCCUCCCCCGCACCUCUGCAGCGACCCAAACGGCGCGAAUAGGACCCGGAGGUCAUCGGCCGACCAGCAUUCGGGCACGUUGAACACAUACAGGCCUGAACCUGCCAUCCAUCCACAGCCACAUGCAAUAUUCAUCUCACUCACGCUUGUGUUCCCAUCCACCAGUAGUAUCUUGUGCUGGCGCUUCUGUUGCUGGCUGACGGGCGAGCAUCUGUCACACGCACGGACGCACGCAGGCGCAUGCAUCGCACACCCAGCCCAGCCGUGAUCAACACAUCUAUCUAUCUCCCGGCCUUCAUCGUUAGUUACCUUUCGGGAAGCGCCGUGGGUUUGGAUCGUAUGGACACCAGCAGCUGACGACAAACCCAUCCCAAACCAGGGUUCAAACCCUGCGGCCAU
Molecule: messenger RNA, 2152 nt
Organism: Vitrella brassicaformis
Lineage: Eukaryota; Vitrellaceae
Source: the annotation of a GenBank genome assembly